CGAUUUUCCAAGCUACCUCUCCUACACCUUGGAAACAUCCAACACCCUCCUUGCUACAACCUCCCAAAAAUGUUCGGAGUCUUCAUCCCUACCCGCCCCAUCAUCACUGAGAUGGCGACCGUCUCGCCGAACCAGUUUGCCGUCUCCUUCCCGGCGUCACCACCUUUCCACAACGUCGGCGUGUUUCUCCACCCCAACAACCUCCUCCCGCCUGGCACGGCGGCCGGAGUCUACAUGCAACUGCCCGGGGAGCAAGGGUUCAAGUUUCUGGGCGCCAUCGGCAACGAGAAGCCCUCGGCCUUGUUCCGCGUGAAUCUGCCCGAGGCGAUCGCCAACAACCCUUCCGCCGGGCAGGUCAAUCUCGGCAUCUCCGUAGAGCCCGCGGAGAACAUCCAGGCGCAGAUGCUCCAGCUCCAGCAACAGUCGCCGACGGUGUCGAAUGCCACCGCCCUCGUCAAGAGACCGCCAGACACGCGGGUUCUGGCUCAGCGCAUCAUCAGGAACGCCUUCAACUUCCUGGCCAGCUUCGCGGGCAACACGGCCAACGGGAUCGAGGUCGUGCCCUUGAAGAGCUUCCAGGAUUGGUGGACCAAGUUCGAGAGACGGGUCCAGAAUGAUCCAGGGUUCCUGGAGAGGGAUGAGGUUUGAAGGACGAAGGCUCGGCAAACCCCGGCACUGCACCCGUUGACGUCUACAGAGUGAGGAAGGGUGCCGAUUGAGUUCGCCCAAUUUCAUUCCGGCUGCUCAAAUACAUGACUGUUAAAACUCAUGGCCGUCGGAGAUGGGGCAAUAUUUAUAUCUCUAAUUGAGAGCAGCUCUAUCAGCGCCAACACCACCCGUCUAUCGCUCAAAACGUUUCACAAACGGCAGAAAGCGGCAUCGCUUCACCACUGCAUCGACAUGAUCUCAUCCUUGCUCCAGUACUUGCGCAUAUUCUCCGCCCCCAACAUCCUCACCUCGUCAUCCAAAUGCGCCCACAACACCCCGCCAAAGGAGUCCAUGAUCUCCUUCAAUUCUGGCAACCGCAGCUCCUUCUCCCCACUCCGGCACGUGUCCAGAUACUGCUCCAACUUCUCCAGGCCGACGUGGAUCUGUUCAUGCUGGGUGAUUAAGUGAUCGUGCUCCCCAAAGGCCGGCAUGCGUUCGGCGAGUUCGGGAAAGACGUGCUGUUCUUCGAUUGUGUGGUGGAUUGUCAACGCGUGGCAGAGGUGGAGGCCUUGAGAAAUGAAGCUGCGGAGGGACAUGCCGGCAGGUCGAGAACCGGACGUGCAGGCUUUGUACAACAGGUUCCAGGUGUAGCGGAAAUGGUUGUGCUGGUGAUGAGCCAGGCAUUAGUGAGAUUCUCCCGAGAAGCACUCAGAGCGACACAGAAGUAUCUCUCGAUGAUAUCGAGGACGAGCGAUGGAUCAAAGCAAACAAGGUGCAAAAGACGGGGAAAAGGGAUCAAGCGUACAUAUGCAUCCAUCAUGGCCGCCAGCCGGUUAUACACGCGGAAGUCCUGGGCAGAGAGUUUCGGCAGCUCGGGCUCGGCGGCGGCGGAGUCGGCAUUGUUGCUUGGUGAGGGAGCUGUCUGAGGUGUGGCAUUCUGUUCCGGCAUGCAAGUUUCAGGGAGAGGGUCUGACGAAGCCAUGCUGCUCGGGAUGGAGGCGACGGCUCUCGUUUGACGAGUCCGUGGCUCUUCUCUGGGCGCCGACCUUGAUGUCGUCGAUGUUGAGAGGGCCGAGGAGUUCACGACGCUGAUGCUGGUGAUAGAUCCCGUCUGAUACAGCCUCACACCGGCAAUCCACGCGGGUAUCCUUGCCUUCACGGCUUGCAGAUUCGUCGCGGCGUUGACGCGCAGGAGAGCUGGAGGAUAGAGAGCGAUGGCAAUCGCUAGCAUCAAGAUACCAGUGCCGAGAAGUGGGAGCGGCGAUGCCCAACGUCUCAUGCGUCUUCUCUUGUGUUCGUAGCAAGAAGGGGCCAAAAGAGUAAACGGCUCUCUCCCUGUUAUUCUUGCGCAAGGAUAGAUAGAAAUCCGAUCGUCGCCCUUGGUGGGAUUCCUUAAUCCCGGCCUCGUCGGAAGAAACCAACCUUCUCCACCACUCCCCAGCACUGCGUAUUUUCGAUCCCUUUUCAGCUCAGAGCAAGCCGGUGUAGUAUUAUAU
Molecule: messenger RNA, 2144 nt
Organism: Cladophialophora immunda
Lineage: Eukaryota; Fungi; Ascomycota; Eurotiomycetes; Chaetothyriales; Herpotrichiellaceae
Exons: 1
Coding region: 70-648 (192 amino acids)
Biological process (GO): protein import into nucleus
Cellular component (GO): cytosol; nucleus
Molecular function (GO): nuclear import signal receptor activity
Source: RefSeq, a predicted model, not a curated record